Molecule: messenger RNA, 945 nt
Organism: Pocillopora verrucosa
Lineage: Eukaryota; Metazoa; Cnidaria; Anthozoa; Scleractinia; Pocilloporidae
Product: melanocortin receptor 5-like
Biological process (GO): G protein-coupled receptor signaling pathway
Cellular component (GO): plasma membrane
Molecular function (GO): G protein-coupled receptor activity
Source: RefSeq, a predicted model, not a curated record
AUGGCGACAACAAAUCUAACGGAAAGUGGAACACAUACGCAAACAUUUCACGAAUCGCUAUGUUCCCCGAUUUGGUUAGGUGAUUUUAAACAACAGUCCAUUUCAUUCUCAGCAGUCAACAUUUUCUUCUCCAUCACGGCAAUUCUUGGGAAUUCCUUUAUCCUUAUUGCCCUUCACAAAGAAUCUUCCCUCCAUCCGCCAUCCAAACUCUUGUAUCGUUGUCUGGCAACAACUGAUCUGUUGGUUGGUCUUGUUAACCAGCCUCUCUAUGCUGCCUACUGGAUGUCCGUGGUUUACGAACACUGGAGUUUUUGUAGAUACGCAAGGGAUGCAACCGUCAUAUCAAGCUAUGUAUUAUGCGGAGUGUCUUUGAUGACGAUGACGGCCAUAAGCGUGGACCGACUUCUCGCCAUGUUGUUGGGACUGAGAUACAAAGAGAUUGUAACUUUGAGGCGCACGUAUAUCAUUUUAGCUAUCGUUUGGGUUGUAUGUCUAGUCGCUGGUUUAUUCUCUUAUCUCAAUUACCGUAUAGGUCUUUGGUACCGCAUCAUAACCAUACCAUCUGGUCUGGUAAUCUCAGUCGCCUCGUACACAAAGAUUUUUCGCGCUCUCAGUCAUCAUCAGGCUCAAAUACAAGAUCAUGUUCAACAACAGCCGAGCCAACCAAAUGCACUGAACAUGGCGCGAUACAGAAAGGCAGUGUACAAUGCGAUUUGGGUGCAGUUAGCUUUAGUUGUCUGUUAUGUUCCACAGUUUAUAGUGAGAAUUGUGAUCUUUCUUAGUGCAAAGAGAUUUUCGAAUUUCUUCUUUAUUUUCGGAAUGGGAAUUGUCAUACUUUUCUUUAACUCUACUUUAAACCCGUUCCUUUACUGCUGGAAGAUAAGUGAAGUGAGACGAGCAGUGAAGCAGACAAUCAGACAAGCAAUCUGCUUUGCAGAGGGGUAA